AGUGCUUAGAACUUCCGUUCUUAGAAUUUUGGACUCUGAGGGGCCGGCCGUGCAUCCUGUUAGAGGCAUUCUGUGGGGGUGCUCCUGCAGGUGGGGUGGCCAGUCCGGUGACGCCAGGCCCGCGGAGGUCACAGAGGUCACUGGUGGGCGGGGCAUGUGGCUGAGGAGGCUCCCGUUUCUGCUGACGGCAAGAGGCGGGGGGAGACCCGCCAGAGGACGCAGUGACGGGCAAGGAGCCAGGAUCCCCAGCCUCUCCAGGGCCGAAGAGACCAAGCGCACGGUGCUCUCGGGAAAGCGUGGUCAGAAGAGGACACUGGUGGGGGCCUCCCGGAGUCGCCAGGGAGCAUGGAUGCAGCCACGCCAGGCAGCCGGGGUCUCCGGCCCGGUGCCCAGGGGGUCAGACACAUCGCUGCGGUGAGGGAGGCUCAGCCAAGGAGGCACGGAGGCAGAGAGGGCAUGGGACGCGGGGCGGGGGGGCACCCUGGGUCCCGGGGACUUGCAGGUUCCCUUAUUUCUGGGCAUCUCCAGCAGCACCUGGACACACUGGGGGGAGAGUGGGCAGGAAAUCCUGCAGCCGCUGGGCCAGCCACACUCUGCAUCUCAGGAGGCGGGCAGGGGGCUGCCUUCCUCCCAGGACCGGCCAACGGCCAGAAAGCCAUCUGGGGACGUGCAGCCAAAGUGAGGAGGGUCACCCGGGAGACAGACACCGUCACUCAGCACUCGCCGAGGAGCCAAGGGAGCUCCCGUGUGACCCCAGCCCGCUGCCAGGGUGGGGUCCAGAGCAGGUGGCGGUGUCCCAGAGAGCCACCGCUGCUGUGCAGUGGGACAGGGCCCGUGUCCACGUUCCCUCCAGGAAGGGGGGACGUGAGCAGACGGGAACAGCAGAGGAAUUGUCCUGGGUCUGCUAGCCCACGGCUGCCAGGAAGUUGUCGCUGGGGGCUUUUCUUUGGGAAAAUGCCACACCCAGCCUCAGAGACUCAGGGACAGUGUCUGUUCGGGACUCCUGCAAAUCCACAGAGGUGGCCUCUGGACCUUUGUCCUGGCCUCCCCCGUUGGCAUGGGGCCAGCAGCCCAGGGGCCCACGGACUGACUCUGCGGCUACCGCCAGCCUCAGGGAGCAGCUGAGAGACCUGGAACUUUCCAUGGCCCCCCUCCCCAUCACUGAUCGUGGGGUCCUCCUCACCCCCCUGACAGUAUGGCUAUAACUGCAGUGUGUCCUGUGGCUGCUGUGACAGAUGACCACACACUGAGUAGGAAUUCAUUCUCGCACUGUCUGGGGCUAGAAGUCUGACACGGAAGUGUGGACAGGUCUGUGCUCCCCCAGGCCUGGGGGAGGCGGGGCUUCACUCAGCUUCCCCGUGGCUCCAGCACUCUUGGAAGACCCUCGCUGUACACAGCCUUCCUCUCAUGUCUGCGUCUUUCACCGUCUUCUGGAAAGGCCCACACACUGAUACCUCGCCCCAUCUCCCCAUCCCCCUCCCCGUCCUUGUCCCCAUGCUCACCCAUCAUCAAGGGUGCUGGAGUGGACUUUUGAUCCUGCCUGUCCACCCACAGCCGAGCUCCAGUGAUACAAUUCAUCUUGGAGACCCCAAGUGCCACGGAUUCCCUCUCCCUACUCCUUCCCUGACAUUACAGAACAUCUGCAGCUGCAGGAGACAGGCCAGCGCCCUAAGCAACCUUCCCGCCCUCCGCCUUCCAGUGUGGGCAGGACCAUGAAAUCGAGGAAAGCACAGGUAAGUGCCGCCACCAAAGUGCAGGGCUGUGUGUCCACGGGGCACGGGGGCUGCCGGCCGGUGUCCCUGCCCGCGGGCGCUGAGGUCGAACCCUGUGGCGAUGUCGUGGACGCUGCUGGGCAGUCGGUGCCGCUCCCCGCCCUGGGGCCUCAUCAGAUGUGGGCUGGGGACCCCGCGGGUGGAGCGAGCCCCCAGGGCCCCUGAAGGGGACACAGCUUCCUUCGGAGUCACCCUCACACCUCGGCCAGAACUGACAUCUUCUGCCAAGAGAUGCCGAGGCCCGAAGCCCAGAAUCCGCAAAACAGAAGUGGCCAGAGGGUGGUGUGGAUGCUGGCCAGGCGGCUGCUCAAGGUGACGGGGGCGGGCAGACGCAGGGGAGACACCAGGAUGGCCCACGUCACCCUGCAGCCAGGCGGUCCCACGGGGUCCUGAUGGUGACAUGGAGCCUGGGUGCGGUGGCCGCGGGCGGGCCCAGGAGGCCUCGGUGCCACCGCACAGCCAUGGAGGAUGGGGCGGAGCCUGAGCCCGGUUCCCCCACUGACUGCAAGGCCAGGUCCCGGCUCCGGCCCGGGGACGGCCGCCCACGCUGCUGUGGGGUCCGCGGGUCCCCGUGUCAUUGUGCAGGUGCCAAGGUCAUCAGGGGAUUCCCACCCUUUUUUCAGGUGUUUCGAGUACAAAACCACGGAGAGAGGGGUUCCCAGGCAGCCCUGUGGCCCUCCUGGCCCAGCCACCGUCAAGCAUCCCAGGAGAGUCUGCAUUGGGCCUUGCUUGCUUUGCGGGAGUCCCAGGAACGUGUGAUUCCUCAUGAGGGGCCGGCGUGUGGAGAGGACCCGAGUGGGGUCGGGCCUGGGGGUGCCCGUGGGGCGCAAGCCACGUGUGUCGCUCGCCGAGACCCAGAGCGAAGCCGCCCGCCCCACCUAGAUGCGUCUCCCCCCAGGCACCUGCCCUCCCGUGUCCUCUGCACAGAGACUCGGCCCUCGGGGACUGGGGCGCAGCCGCUGUGGGACUGGGGUGGGGGUGCCUCGGGGACCCUGGGGCUUCAUGGGCAAGUCCAAAGGCCUUGUGCCCGAGGAGGGGUGUCUGAAGGCGGCCGCUCAGGUCUGAGACCCCAGCGGAGGCACCCUCUGGGACGCGUCCAGGGCAGCAGAGCUGAGGCCAAAGACGGUCUGCUUGGCCACCCAGGGGCUCCUGCUGCCCACCGGUUCCGGCGCCGCCUCCAGCCUGGGCCCCGACCCUCCCAGAGGCCCGGGUCUCCGGGGUGGACCCACUGUCCAGAGGGGGAGGCCGGGCACACAGGGGACCCAGCACCCCGUGCUGAGCAGUGGGUGUGCAGCCACGAAGAGACACACGAUUCCAAUUUCCUGGAGCCUACGCUAAUGAAGCAAAGAAGAAAAAUCACGUGAUCGCUGUAUAGAAAAACAUCUGAGAACAUUCAGUGUUCAUCCAUGAAAAAAUUCUCAGCAGACUAAGAAUAGAAAGGCAUUUCCUUGACUGAACAAGCAGUUUGCUCAAAAAACCUUCAGCAAAUAUAAUCCCCAACAGUAAAACAGAAGACAUUCCCCGUAAGACAGGAAUGGUAAGCAUGCCUUCCAAAACGUCUUCUCAGUGCGGUAGGGGAGUAACCGCUGUCCUAUCGUUCCUGAGAGAGACGGAGACAGACAGGGACUGAGAGACAGACAGAGACAGAGACAGAGAGGCAGAGACAGAGAUAGAUAGAGACAGACAGAGACAGAGGCAGAAACAGA
Molecule: messenger RNA, 3478 nt
Organism: Felis catus (domestic cat)
Lineage: Eukaryota; Metazoa; Chordata; Mammalia; Carnivora; Felidae
Product: collagen alpha-2(I) chain-like
Exons: 2
Coding region: 2165-3136 (323 amino acids)
Source: RefSeq, a predicted model, not a curated record